AUGAAAGACAACACAAUAUCUAAGGAACUUAAUUCUGGAGAUGGGAAAAAUCGUUAUAAAUAUCAACCUUUUAACGUGCGCGUAAAAAGUAUCAAAAUUGAUAUAUCCCGCCGUGAUAAAAAUACUCAAGAAGACUCAGAGGAUCUUGGUUCAUUUUUUCAAGAAUCAUUGGAAUCAUGGAAAGAAUUUAAUUUGACAAGACAUUUUGCAAUUUUUGUUCACGAGGUGUCAGAAUAUUGUCAAUCAUUACCUCAAUUGUUAUAUCAUAAAGAAAAGAUUGUUGAGAUUCUGGAGAGAAAUCUUAAAGUUGAAGAUAGUUUGGCAUUGGAACCUUUAUUAGAUUUAGUAACAAAACUUGCUAGGGAUCUUGAAAUUGAAUUUUACUCGUAUUUUGAACGAAUAUUUGCAUGCAUCAUUCCUUUAACAAAGCAUCGAGACAUUAAAACUUUGGAAUGCACUUUCAAUUGCAUUGCUUAUUUAUUUAAAUAUCUAAUAAAACAAAUUAUUAAUGAUCUAUGUCCAACAUACCGCCUUAUAGCUCCAUUGCUUGGCAAAGAGUACCAGAAACCUUAUAUUCAACGGUUUGCUGCCGAAUCGUUUGCAUUUCUUUUACGCAAAGCUCGAGGAAAUAACCUUACAGAGAUCAUUAAUUACAUUAUCGCUUCAAUUUACGAAUCUCCGUCAGAAAUUUAUUGCAGAGGGUUGAGCAUGUUAUUUAGUGAGGCUGCUAAAGCUUCCGAAAACAAACUUCAUCCGAGGGGAUCAAUAUUAUUAAAAGAAUUAUUAUACACCUCGUAUUCAAAAUGUGAGAAAAUCAAUGAAAUUGAAACAUCUCCGUGUUAUCAUAUUCUUAAAGAAACCACAAUUGCACUUCUUCAUUAUAUCAAAUGCGAGAAUUUUGGUCUAAUAUUGGAUUUGUAUUUGCGGGAAAUUGAAAACGAGAUUCGUGAUAAUUUGAGUAAACUCGAUCUAAAUGAAAGUGAUUCAAUAUCAGAGACUUCCGUAUUAAAAAUUGGAUUGAAUUUAUCUUUGAUUUAUAUAUGUUUGGCUGUUCGGAAAGGAGAUCGAAUUAAUGAUUUCAAACGUAUUUUCAAGGUUGCGCAAAUUAUAGCUCCAUAUAUAUUUGUACCAGAAUUAUCUUUUCUUCGACAGUAUUUUUUCAAAAUGUGUGCUCCUUUGAUCACAUUGGCCAAUCUAGAUGAUAUUCUUGUUGGCGGAAAAGUCAUCUUGGAUAAAAUAUUCGAGUAUAAUGAUGUUGACCUUGUAUUAUCAUUCUCAUUAAAUCUAUCAAAUUUAAACUGGGAAGAUUUUACUAAAAUUAUGCUUCCAUACAUUAUAAGGUUUUCUACAACGCACUGGGAAAUAAAUAGUACGAAAUUGAUCCUCUUUUGCGCCAAUUUAUUUUCAACGAAUACUAUCUCAAUCUCUUCUGGGACUAUUUCUUCAUUUGUUACGAAAGAUGGAUUAAUAAAAUUUCCUAAUAUACAAAGGAAAUCUGAAGAAUCGAAAUCUAUAACGCAUCUGAGCAUUAUAGAUGGAUUAAUAGAUAUAUUUAAGCAGGACCGCGAUUGGUUUUCAGAUGCACAAAAAUUAAGUUGGAUUUACUUAAAUGAGGAGUUCAGUUUUAAUUCAGGGAUAACUUUAGUUUCAGCUGCUCUUACUGUUAUACCUCACUUGUUGACACAAACUGAUUCAGUUAUUGUUUCAUUAUCUUCAUUAAUAAAAUCAUUGUCACACUGUUUACAGUCAUCUAAAAUUCAAAUUUCACCGCUUACAAGGAGACCGUUUAUUGAUGGAUCACCGCUUUUCUUGAUACAAAAUUUAUUGGGCCAAGCAAUUGAAACAAUAACAAUAUUUGUGCGAACAAAUUGUGGAAAUGACGAAAAUGGAUUUAUGUUCGAAUUAUGGAGUUUGAUUGUUGAUGAGAUCUUGAUUCAAUAUGGAACAAACGAAAUGAUUUUGAGAGGAAUUGCAGGAUAUAUGGAACAUAUGAAAUCAUGCUAUAAACGUGGUGAUCUAUUUAGUACAAACAAUCUUAAAAAAAUUUAUCCUUAUCUAAAGUCAAAUUUUAGUUCAUUUAAACACCGUCGUCGAUUGUAUUCAUUUAUGAUUCUUAAACUUUUUGAUCAAUUUUAUCUCCGAUCUGAGGAGAAAUUUAAUGAUAAAGAACCUUGCGAGAUUUUUGCAAUAGCUUUAAAAGUUGAGGAAAUAAGUACAACAAUAUCAACAUAUCGUGAAAAAGCGAUGCAUCUACGGAAAUUGAAUGCUUUAAUAUCUUCAAAACGUGUACCCGAAUUUUAUUCUGAAGUUGUACCACUGUACUGUUUUGGUUUAUUGACUAUAAAUUUUAGUGCUAUAUGGACGGAUGCGAUAAAUGCCCUAGUAAAUUUUUCACAAGUUGAUUCUCAUACAUUUUGGAAUUUGAUUUAUAACGAACUUUCGCGAUUUGAGGAAGAAUCGAAAUUAGCAGAAAAUGGAUUCUCGAAAUAUACUCUUGAAGCGUAUUUUGACAAAUUAGAUAAAACGUUGAUUUCUUCAAAGAUUAAUGAUAAAUCUUUCGAAUGUCCCUACUUAAAUAAAUUUAAUAAAGUAGCUAACGAGUCAUUCAAGUUCUUUGAAAAUAAUGGUCAACCCAGUUUAUUAAUGCAUUACAUUUUGACGUGCGAUCCCCAAAACGAAAGGCUAGAUUAUUGGAAUUAUCAUGGACUUCUUAUAAAGACUCUUAUUGAAGUACCACAUAUUGCCGAACAGCAUUCUAAACAAUUUGUUCCCUUCUUCCUUAAUUCUGAAUAUGAUGAGGAAUUAUCGAAUAAAAUGGAUAUCGAUGAACAAAUUCUAGAGGAAAAGCUGCAAGUAUUAGGAAGUAAAUCCGAGAACGUUAUAGAAGAAGUAAAAGAGGAAAGAAUAAUUAUUCUUGAACCGUCUUCCAAGAUAAUAAAAACCAAAAUGUCGCUUUUCUUAAAACUUUUUUCUAAAUUUAAAAAUCCUCGAUCAGUUUAUAAGUCAACUGAAUUGCAAAAUAUUUACCUAGACUUGUUGACUAUUGGAGAUACCAAAACUCAAGCUCUUGCCUUGGAAUGUCUUUUUACUUGGAAAUAUAAGGGGGUUACUCCUUAUGAAGACAAUCUCCGUAAUUUUGUUAAUGAGGUUAAAUUUCGGGAUGAGUUAUCAACCUUUUCUUUAAAUAAGGAAAAUGGUUCCAUAGAAUUCUCACAUAGAGCUGAAUUAAUGCCUAUUGUUAUUCGACUUUUAUAUGGUCGAAUGAUAUCAAGAAAAGGUAAAUCAUCAUCAAGUUCUGGAAUGGGAACUCGUAGAGUUGCAGUAUUGGCUGCUUUAGUAAAUUGUUUAGAAUCCGAAUUAAAACUUUUGGUGGAUUUACUACUUGGCCCUUUUACCAUCAUUCGUAACUUACCAGGCGUAGUUGAUAAUGAGUUUCAGUUCGAACCAGAUUUAGAAGUAUGCAAGUUUGUGACAUACCGAAAACAACUUGGAUAUUUGAACUUUUUAGAAGAUAUGCUAAAACAAUUAGGAUUUUAUCUAUUGCCAUUCAUUCCUGAUAUGUUUAAAGUUGUUUUGUAUAUUGUUCAUGAUACUCAAAGAAAAUUGAUAUCACAAGAUCAGCGUCAAAACAUUUCAUCAGAUGAUAAUGAUAGGGAGAACGAUAACGUUGAAAUGAAAAUCGAGGAAAAUAAAGAAAAUAGUCAGAAAUUAAAAGUUAUCAGACAAUUAGGGCUGAAAAGAAUAGUUGGAUUUUUCAAAAUUCGUACAAGUUUUGACUAUCAACCUUAUAUUAAUUCUAUGUUCAAAUCCUUCUUGUCAAUUAAAGUUCCCAAAUUGGAUAUUGAAAGUACGCAAGCACCUUCAGCAAUAAUGGAAUUAUUUGCUGUAUGGGCCUUGCGUAAAGAGUACGUGCUAUUCUUGGUCAAUUACAAUAAGGAUGUUUUGCCUAAAAUUUUUGCGUGUUUGUCUGCGAAAAAAGUUUGUGAGCACGUAAUUUCAAAAGUUUUGGAUAUCGCUGAUAGUAUCUUAAAAUUAUGUGGAAAUGAAAUGGAUAUUGAUGAUGAAAUCCAAAAGGAUGAAAACUCUUUAAAAAAUCGAGUCCUAAGACCAUAUGUUUCAUCAUUACUAGAUAAUCUUGAAUAUGUGUUGUUGCAAUCUAGCGAAUCUACUUCUUUUGGAAAAGAUUACUUUUCUAAACGUGAAAUUGCAAUAUUAUCUCAGAUUGCAGGUUUUAUUGAAAAUGGUGAUCAAGCAAAAAAAUUGGUUGAUUUACUUCUUCCAUACCUUCGAAAGCGUUCACAAGUUGUUUCGGAAAAGACCAAAGCGGAUAUCUUACAUAUUGUUGCAAAUUUCUUACAUGUUAUUCCAGGAUUUCAACUUCGCAACGAAUUGUUUUAUAAAUAUUACAACUAUAUAUCGUAUGAAUUUUCAACACUUCAUUCCAGGGAUUGUCGUUUAUUUUUGGCAAAAAUAUAUACUGAAUUUUCCAAAUAUGAUGAAUCUUUGAAAGAAGUUGCUUCUAUAAUUGAAGAUCUUAAUGCGUUUUCAACAAAAAGGUUGGAUGAACCGGAUUUUGAUAGACGGUUAGAUGCAUUUAACCGAAUUAAUCAAAACUUGUAUAAGAAAUUUGACGCAGUACAAUGGCUGCCAAUAUUAUUUAAUUGCUUAUUCUUUAUUCAAGAUCCGGAAGAGCUUUCAAUCCGAAAUAAUUCGUCUUUUUGUAUUAUGAGAUUUAUUGAUCGUGUAAAGGAAAAUACUCAAAUUCAAGAGGAUUAUCAAAACCUUUUGAUUAAAGUCAUUAUCCCAGCAAUCAAAAGAGGAAUGAGAAUGUCUUUAGAAAUGGUACGGAUAGAAUUUCUUACAAUUUUAUCAUAUGCAAUGAAGAAAUGUCCGACAAUAGCUCAAUUUUCUGAUAUGGUCUGUUUGUUAUUUGAUGAUGAUGAGGCUAAUUUUUUCAAUAACAUUCAUCACAUUCAAAUUCAUCGUCGUAUCCGUGCACUUAAAAGAUUCUCUAAUGAGUGUGCAAAUGGGAAAAUAAAGAGUAACAAUUUAGCACAGAUAUUUAUGCCACUUAUUGGUCAUUUUAUUUUCGAGGCAGAUAGAGUGGCCGACCAUUUAUUAAUUAAUGAGACUAUUUCAACCAUUGGGAUUAUUGCGGGCCAACUUCCCUGGGGUCAAUACUAUACUCUUUUAAAACAAUACAUGAAGUUGAUUCCUAAGAAACCUAUGAUAGAAAAGGUCUUGGUUCGAACUGUUAUCUCUAUAUUGGACAAUUUUCAUUUUGACGUUUCAGAAGCCCAAAUCUCCGAGACUCAAAUAAUAAGUUCGCAAGAACCUGCUAUUCCAAAUGAGCAAUUAACAAAGGUAAUAGAGCGGAAUGAUUUGUGCAAUGAGGAAUCCGAUAAAAACAUAGUUGUUGAUGAUGAGGUUGAUGAAAACAUGAAUAUGUUAGUAGAAGAAUCUGAGGAAUCACACCUAUCUAAAGGUGAACAGUUUAGCGAUGAGGCAAAAAUAAAAUCUUUAGCAAAUCGUAUUCAUGAUAAAGUUGUUAAUAAUUUAAUUCCUGAUCUUAAGCAAUACCUAACUCAACAUGAUAAUGAAAGUGUCAUUAUUCGUGUUCCAAUCGCAUUGGCAAUUACCAAGCUUUUAAAAGCUUUGCCUGAGAAGUCACUUCGACUUAAUUUACCUGGAUUGCUUACUACUGUUUGUCAAAUUUUAAGAAGUCGUCAGCAAGAUGCUCGUGACACUACUAGAGAUACUCUUAGUAAAAUUUCAACUUUUCUUGGACCUUUAUACUUUUCUUUUAUAGUAAAGGAACUACGAGGUGCACUCACACGAGGAUAUCAGUUACAUAUUCUUGGAUUUACAGUGCAUACUCUUUUGGCCAAUUUGGUACCAAAUUUACAAGUUGGUGAUCUCGAUUAUUGCCUUCAACAUAUAACUAAAAUUAUCGUAAAUGAUAUAUUUGGUAAUGUUGGAGAAGAAAAAGAUGCGGAGGAGAUUACUGGAAAAAUCAAGGAAAUGAAAUCCACUAAAAGUUUUGGAACGUUCGAACUUCUUGCCAAAAUUAUUGAAUUUAAGAACAUUGGUAUCUUGCUUGUACCACUUAAAGAGAUUAUGCGUGAAACACAAAAUCCACAAGUCUUACGCAAGAUUGAUGAAAUAUUACGGAAAAUAUCAGUUGGUUUGAAUUCCAAUCCACAAUUCGACAUCAAAGAAAUGGUAACUUUUUGUCAAGGACUUAUUUUACAAAAUCUCAACAUGUUAAAGUCGGAAAAAAAACUUAAGCCUAAUAAAAGUGAUAUGGAGGCGAACUUUACAAUUCAGCUCAAGCGAGAUAUUUCAGAGCCCGUGGAUUAUUAUGACGCAAACUCUUAUCGAUUUGUGGAAUUUGGUUUAACAAUACUUUUGGCAGCAUUAAAACGUGAUAAAUUUGAUACCAAAUCCGAGGAACAACUUAAAUUAUUGGAACCGUUUGUUAAUACAAUUGGAAAUGCGUUAUAUUCAAAACAUUUAAAUAUCAAUAUACUUUCGUUAAAGAUUAUGUGCAUAAUUUGCAAACUUAAACUAAAAUCUUUAGACAAUGCUUUACCUGUAAUUGUAAAGCAGACUUUUUCAUUAAUAAGGACUUCAAAUACCACUAAUUCUGAAUUGGUCCAAGCGUGUUUCAAAUUACUUACCGUUAUAAUUCGCGAUUGUAAGCAUGUUGAUUUCAAGGAAAGUCAAUUAACUUUACUCAUUAAUCUUAUCCGUCCUGAUCUUGAGGAACCUCAACGUCAAGGAACGACAUUCUCAUUGAUACGUGCUAUCGUAUCGCGUAAAUUUGUAGUUCCUGAAAUGUACGAUUUAAUGCAAACUGUUGCCGAAAUAAUGGUUACUAGUCAAACAGAUUUAACGCGUGAUUUAUCGAGACAACUUCUACUUCAGUUUUUAUUGGAUUAUCCUCAAGGACGCGGUCGAUUGAAGAAUCAAUUGAAUUUUUUGAUCAAAAAUAUGAAUUAUAUAUUCGAAAGUGGACGACAAUCAGUAAUGGAAAUGUUGAAUUUAAUGUUUGCCAAAUUUAAUGAUGAUAUUUUAAUGGAAUAUGCAGAAAUGUUUUUCUUAUCAUUAGUAAUGUCAUUAGUGAAUGACGAUUCAAAUAAAUGUAGAGAAAUGGCUGGAGUAUUAAUUAAAAUUCUUUUGAAUAGAAUGGAUGAAGUAAGACUUAGAAAUGUAUAUGUCUUAUUAAAUAAGUGGUUUGAACAAAAUGAUAAAAGGAAUUUACAGAGAAUGGCAGUACAAGUCUAUGGUCUUGUAAUUGAAGUCUUUGGUGAUAAAUUUAAAAAACAUAUACCUGAAUUAUUGGAUAUCUUGGAGAAAGCUUUAAAUAUAAGUCAACAAGUUUCAGAACAAUUAAACCAACAUGCUAAUGAAGAUGAUCUUAUAACAACAAUAGAUAGUGUUGAUUGGGAAAUCGGAUAUUAUACUCUUAACACUUUCAUAAAAUUAGUUAAAAAUUUCCCUUCAGUUCUUUAUUCGGAUAAAUCAAAGAACAUUUGGGUAUUAAUAGAUCAUCAUUUACUUUUCCCUCAUAGCUGGAUAAGACUUUCAACAUGCAGAUUGUUAGGGUUGUAUUUUUCAAAUAUUAAUCCCGAGACUAAGAUUAUUAGUGUAAUCAAUGAACGUAAUGAAUAUUUAUCAAAAUCGGUGUUGAAAAAACUAGCAAAUAAAUUUUGUAUUCAAUUAAAGAGCGAACAUUUAGGAUCAGAACUUGCAACACAGAUUGUAAAGAAUUUAUUUUUUAUAGGAAAAAAUCUUUACUAUUUAACUUCUGAUGAAGAGAAUACAUUAGAAGAUGAUGUCGAAGAUGAGAAUAAUGAUCAAGACAAAGAAGAGAACUAUGAAAUGAACGGCAAUAAUGAAGAUGAAAAAAAACAAAAUAAAAUCAAAGCAAAUCAUUUGUUGAUUUGGUUAUUUAAGAAAUUAUCAUAUCAAGCUAGAUUUGCCCCAAUUAAAAGAGAAGACAAUGAUUUACAGGUAUGCUCAUUUGGGUCAUAA
Molecule: messenger RNA, 8037 nt
Organism: Rhizophagus irregularis DAOM 181602=DAOM 197198
Lineage: Eukaryota; Fungi; Glomeromycota; Glomeromycetes; Glomerales; Glomeraceae
Cellular component (GO): nucleolus; 90S preribosome; small-subunit processome
Source: RefSeq, a predicted model, not a curated record